UGCCCCAUCAUUGGUAUUAGUGGGAGGAAUAGUGCCCCAUCAUUGGUGUCAGUGGGAGGAAUUAGUGCCCCAUCAUUGGUGUCAGAAGCGACAAAUCGUGCCCCAUCAUUGGUGUCAGUGGGAGGAAUAGCACCCUAUCAUUGGUGUCAGUGGGAGGAAUAGCGCCCCAUCAUUGCUGUCAGUAGGAGGAAUAGUGCCCCAUCAUUGGUAUCAGUGGGAGGAAUAGUGCCCCAUCAUUGGUAUCAGUGGCAGGAAUAGUGCCCCAUCAUUGGUAUCAGUGGGAGGAAUAGUGCCCCAUCAUUAGUAUCAGUGGGGGGAAUAGUGCCCCAUCUUUGGUGUCAGUGGGAGGAAUCGUGCCCUGUCAUUGGUGUCAGUGGGAGGAAUAG
Molecule: messenger RNA, 386 nt
Organism: Staurois parvus
Lineage: Eukaryota; Metazoa; Chordata; Amphibia; Anura; Ranidae
Source: the annotation of a GenBank genome assembly